AUGCAGAACGACAGGCCGUUCGGCGGCAAGCCAUUCAUCAUUGGAGGCGAUUUUCGGCAAGUAUUACCAGUAGUUGAGCACGGACAACGCGACGACUUCCUAAAUUCGUGCGUAACGAAUUCUGUUCUUUGGUCACUAUUCAAGAUUCAUCGGCUUCAAGUCAACAUGAGAACUCGAGAAGCUGAACUUGGAUGGGCUAAUUUCCUUUUGGAGGUAGGUAAUGGUACGGCCAACGAUAACGAAGGACGAAUUCAGAUUUUGGAGGAGUUCCGGUGUCAGAGGAGUAUUGUCACGGAAAUUUUUGACGAGACAAUUGAUCCAAAUGAUACUAACCUUUGUGAACGGGCUAUUCUGGCUCCCAUGAAUCUGAAUGUCAGGCAGCUAAAUAAUGAGGCUUUGGAACGGCUAUGCACAUUCUGUCAGCAAGAUGAGCGCGUCUACAAAAGCGUUGACGAGGCUCUGUAUUAUGAAGGAAGCUCGGAUGAGUUGUACCCAGUGGAGUACCUAAACACGUUGGAACCACUGGAAUGCCACCUCAUGAGCUACGUCUGA
This is a messenger RNA of Necator americanus (New World hookworm), 552 nucleotides long. RefSeq lists its product as uncharacterized. Gene Ontology annotation, biological process: telomere maintenance; DNA repair. The transcript has a single exon. Bases 1 to 552 code for a protein of 183 amino acids. NCBI's taxonomy places the organism in Eukaryota, Metazoa, Nematoda, Chromadorea, Rhabditida, Ancylostomatidae. The record is from RefSeq and is a predicted model, not a curated record. Gene Ontology annotation, molecular function: DNA helicase activity.